Lathyrus oleraceus (garden pea) is the source of this 1628-nucleotide messenger RNA. Its product is annotated as 3-hydroxyisobutyryl-CoA hydrolase-like protein 3, mitochondrial. Gene Ontology annotation, cellular component: cytosol. The transcript is spliced from 10 exons. NCBI's taxonomy places the organism in Eukaryota, Viridiplantae, Streptophyta, Magnoliopsida, Fabales, Fabaceae. The record is from RefSeq and is a predicted model, not a curated record. Bases 317 to 1450 code for a protein of 377 amino acids. Gene Ontology annotation, molecular function: 3-hydroxyisobutyryl-CoA hydrolase activity. Gene Ontology annotation, biological process: L-valine catabolic process.
AUGUGAAGUUUAGACUCACCUGUGCUAAAAAAAAUACUAUGUUUUUGCGAAUAUUUUCUUAUACAAGAAAUUGAAGAUUAUUCAAAUUGUAUUAAGAUUGAUAUAGUUAUUUGGCAAACAUAUCUUAUGGGAUUCAAUUAAAGAAAACAAUCUAUUAGGCAUGAUAUUUUCACAUUCGAGAGACAUUGCUAGCCGAGUCAAAAUUUAUUAUUACAAACAAGUAUUUGAAUUUCAUGUUCCACAAAUAUAGAAUCCAAAACAGAACCUUUCACAUUCGCACCCCAAAUCUUCCUUUUCUCUCCGACCCAUUUCAUCCAUGGCUGAAGAAUUUGUCAAAGGCACCGUUAAUUCUAAUGGCGUCGCCGUUCUCACCCUCGAUCGCCCCAAAGCUCUCAACGCCAUGAACCUAGAUAUGGAUGUAAAGUAUAAAAGUUAUCUUGAUGAAUGGGAAUCAGACCCAAAAGUCAAAUGUGUUCUGGUUGAUAGCAGCUCCUCUCGCGCCUUUUGUGCCGGUAUGGAUAUUAAAGGGGUUGUUGCUGAAAUACAGAAGGACAAAAGCACACCUUUAGUACAGAAGGUCUUCACAGCUGAGUAUUCUUUGAUAUGCAAAAUUUCUGAGUACACGAAACCAUAUAUUAGUUUCAUGGAUGGAAUAACAAUGGGUUUUGGAAUUGGCUUAUCUGGUCAUGGCCGCUAUCGUAUUGUUACAGAGAGAACUGUUCUUGCCAUGCCAGAAAAUGGAAUUGGCUUGUUCCCAGACGUAGGGUUUGCCCACAUAGCAGCUCAAAGUCCAGGAGAAGGAGCUGUUGGUGCUUAUCUUGGAUUGACUGGAAAUAGGAUUUCUACUCCAUCAGAUGCAAUAUAUGUUGGCCUUGGAACACAUUACGUGCCAUCGGGAAAGUUAGGCUCAUUCAAGGAGGCCCUUUUGGCAACACACUUUUCUCAGGAUCCCCACCAGGACAUCAAAGUACUUUUAGCAAGAUACGAGUCAAACCCAGAUUCUGAGGCACACUUGAAGUUGCUUUUACCUCGGAUAAUUUCUUCAUUUGGAAGAAAUAAAUCUGUUACUGAGAUCAUUAAGGAUCUAAAACUACACCAGUCAAGCACUGAUUCUAAUGUUUCUGAGUGGGCUAAUGAAGCUCUCCAAGGCCUCGGAAAAGGUGCUCCCUUCUCCCUUUUCUUGACCAAUAAGUACUUUUCUGCAGUUGCCUCUGCCGUAGGAAAAGGCAACGGUGAAUUAUCGACGCUUACUGGCGUAAUGAAAACUGAGUAUCGCAUUGCCUUGAGGUCUUCACUGCGACAUGAUUUUGCUGAAGGUGUUCGAGCAGUAUUGGUGGAUAAAGAUCAGAACCCGAAGUGGAAACCAUCGAGGUUGGAGGAAGUUGAUCCGAGUGAGGUUGAAACUGUCUUUAAACCAUUAGGAGCAGAGGCGAGGGAGUUGACCGUGUAGUUUUCAAAGGAAAGCUUUCAUUUUCAUUGAAUGCAUAAGUGAAUUGUAUGAAACUGCUUCAAAUAAACAGACGUGUUAUCAUUAGGUCCUGCGUCUGGUGUUGCUUGUAUCGUUGUCAUCAUUGAUACUGUAACAUAAAAUCUAUGAUCUUGGAAAUCAAAGGACAAUGUUGCUUCUA